AUGUCUCGCAUGAUAUCAACACCAACAAAUACAACAACGAGCACAAUCCAGAAGAUCUACGACAUCUCCAGGGAUGUCUUUGCGGCGGCCACUCCAGGAUUUGUGCCACUACCAAGUGAUGUGGAACAUCUCACUAGGUCCCUCGAUAGCCUGAUGCUACAGGAUAUUGGCCUUGAUGCAAGCAUGUCAUGCUUUACAGCAAAUCCCCAAGACAAUCCCAAAGUGACAUAUAUACACUUUGCGGAAUCUCCAACACUCUCGUUUUGUGCCUUCUGCUUUCCGCAAUCUGCUGUGAUCCCACUCCAUGACCACCCUGGGAUGACUGUAUUCAGUAAGAUCCUUCUCGGUUCCAUGCACAUAAAGUCAUAUGACUGGGUCACAACUUUUGAUAGCAACGAGGUCACAAGAAUGCCGAAUGGUGCUCGUCUGGCCAAGUUGAACACCGAUGCCAUAUUUGAUGCCACAUCGAAGACUGUGGUGUUGUACCCAGAGGAUGGAGGGAACCUCCACUGUUUCAGUGCAGUGUCGCCUUGUGUGGUACUUGAUGUCAUGGGUCCUCCCUACCGCCCAGAAGAAGGAAGGGAUUGCUCCUACUACGGUGUGUCACGUGUUGCUUCUAGAUCUACAUAUGCUAGUGAUUUCUUCUUAUCCUUUUUCCAUAACUAA
Panicum virgatum (switchgrass) is the source of this 666-nucleotide messenger RNA. Its product is annotated as plant cysteine oxidase 2-like. NCBI's taxonomy places the organism in Eukaryota, Viridiplantae, Streptophyta, Magnoliopsida, Poales, Poaceae. The record is from RefSeq and is a predicted model, not a curated record. The coding region runs from base 1 to 666 and encodes 221 amino acids. The transcript has 4 exons. Gene Ontology annotation, molecular function: oxidoreductase activity, acting on single donors with incorporation of molecular oxygen, incorporation of two atoms of oxygen.